AAUCGUAACGCGAGCUUGUUUGUUGUGUAUUGCAAUCAAAUAUUACUUUUCUAUUAAUUGUUUUUAAUCAGUAAUUACUUGCUAAUAGUUAAACUAUGGAAGGUUUUGAUGAUCCCGGUGUUUUCUUCUCUGAUAACUUUGGUGUUGAAGAAAACGAGUCUCAGGAUCAAGUUAACCUCCAAGCAGUGAAGAAGAAGUUCAAAGAAUUCAUUCGUCAGUUUCACUCAGGAAAUUUUAACUACAAAUACAGAGAUGCACUCAAGCGCAAUUAUAAUUUAGGUCAUUAUUGGGUGGAGAUAAAUAUUGAAGACUUAUCUAGUUUUGAUGAAGUUUUAGCCGAGAAGCUUUACAAGAAACCCACAGAACACUUGCCCAUUUUGGAAGAGGCUGCUAAAGAGUUGGCUGAUGAAUUGACAGCUCCUAGGCCAGAAGGUGAAGAAAAAGUUGAAGAUAUACAAGUAUUAUUGUCGUCAGACUCACAUGCUGCUAACUUACGAGAACUUAAAUCGGAAACAGUGUCUCGUCUCAUCAAAAUACCUGGCAUAGUUAUAUCUGCCUCAGGAAUCAAAGCCAAAGCAACCAAGAUAUCGAUACAGUGUAGAUCAUGUCGUAAUAUCAUCCCCAAUCUGCCUGUCAGGCCGGGCCUUGAGGGCUAUGUGAUGCCAAGGAAAUGUAACACGGAACAAGCUGGCAGACCCAAAUGCCCCUUAGAUCCUUACUUCAUCAUUCCAGACAAAUGCAAAUGCAUAGAUUAUCAGGUGUUAAAGCUGCAAGAGGCGCCGGAAAGCAUCCCGCAAGGCGAGAUGCCGCGCCACCUGUCGGUGUACUGUGAACGAGUGCUGUGCGAGCGCGCCGCGCCCGGCUCGCGCGUUACUGUGCUCGGCAUCUACUCUAUCAAGAAGAUCGCUAAAGUUGGGAGAGAGAACCGCGACAAGGGUUCCGUCGGCGUACGCUCAUCCUACCUCCGCGCCGUGGGCCUAACAGCUGAAGAAGGAGUAACAGGCGGGCUGCGGCCCUUCACGGCCGACGAGGAGGAGCAGUUCCGACGCCUGGCGGCCGCGCCCGACGUCUACGAGCGAAUCGCCAAGUCCAUCGCGCCCAGUGUGUUCGGGGCUGUUGAUAUGAAGAAGGCUAUAGCCACGCUGCUGUUUGGAGGAUCUCGCAAGCGCCUGCCCGACGGGCUCACCCGGCGCGGGGACAUCAACAUCCUACUCCUGGGCGACCCCGGUACCGCCAAAUCGCAGCUGCUGAAGUUUGUGGAGAAGGUGGCUCCCAUCGGAGUAUACACGUCUGGCAAGGGCUCCAGCGCGGCCGGUCUCACUGCAUCGGUUAUUCGAGACCCGGGAAGCCGCAACUUCGUAAUGGAAGGCGGGGCGAUGGUGCUGGCCGACGGCGGCGUGGUGUGCAUCGACGAGUUCGACAAGAUGCGCGAGGACGACCGCGUCGCCAUACACGAGGCCAUGGAGCAGCAGACCAUCUCCAUCGCCAAGGCGGGUAUAACCACGACCCUGAACUCGCGCUGCUCCGUGCUAGCGGCCGCGAACUCGGUCUUCGGGCGCUGGGACGACACGAAGGCGGACGACAACAUCGACUUCAUGCCCACCAUCCUGUCGCGGUUCGACAUGAUCUUCAUCGUCAAGGACGAGCACGACCAGAACAGGGAUAUUACGCUGGCCAAACACAUAAUCUCAGUGCACAUGGGCGGCGACACGACCGAGCGCGCGGCAGCGGCCGGCGAGCUCCCUCUAGCGUUACUGCGGCGCUACUCGGCCUACUGCCGCGCGCGCUGCGGCCCGCGCCUGUCCGCCGCCGCGGCCGAGCGCCUGCGAGCCCGAUACGUGCUCAUGCGCAGCGGCGCCUCGCAGCAGGAGCGCCAGGCUGACAAGCGCCUGUCCAUACCCAUCACUGUGAGACAAUUGGAAGCCAUCGUCCGUAUAUCAGAAUCUCUCGCCAAAAUGCAACUCCAACCUUUCGCGACGGAAGCGCACGUGAGUGAGGCGCUACGACUGUUCCAAGUCUCUACCUUGGACGCCGCUAUGACUGGAAGCCUGUCCGGAGCAGAAGGCUUCACCUCGGAAGAAGAUCAUGAGAUGCUGACCCGCAUUGAAAAACAACUGAAGCGUCGGUUCGCAGUGGGCUCACAGGUGUCGGAGGCGACCGUGAUGGCCGACUUCAUGCGCCAGAAGUACCCGGAACGCGCUGUGCAGAAGGUCAUCCACGCCAUGAUCCGGCGCGGCGAGCUGCAGCACCGUCUGCAGAGGAAGAUGCUCUACCGGCUCUCGUGAGCGCGCGGCCAAUCAGUGGCGAGAGAAGUGUUUCUUUCGGCAUCCUCUCUCUGUUUCUCAUAAUCAAAGACCACCGCUACAAAACUUAGGCUGAUUUGUACCACCUAACUUUGACCGUAACUAUGACGAUAAUCGGUGGUUUUUGUAUGGAAUUUGACAGAUUUUUUACGUUUGUCAAAGUUAAAGUAAGAUGGUGCAAUCCUGUUUACCCGUGUCUCUAUAAACACUAGCAAAACCAGUGUGCUUCAAAUACGCACCAUUGAAGCCAUUAGACAGAAUAAUUUUAACAGCCAUAGUAAAGUGUUGCUAUACUGCUGAUACUUAGCUAUCGAUUGACCUUCAAAAUCAGUUAUCCGGUAUAAAAAUCGAUAGUAUAGGGCUGUUACGAAUACAGCAAUGGUAAACAUGAAUCCUAAAAAACCUCUAACAACCUUUUGCAACUAAAUAUCGACAGUGUCGUUACUACUGAUAAAACGAGUUGUUGAUCCAAUCUCGAUUAUAAGUUCUACAUCAAGUGACUCGUAUUUUUGUGUCGUAAUAAUUAAGAUAAUGUUAAAUAAUUUUAGUAUUUUUAUAAUAAAUAAAAGGAACUCAAUGCAA
Molecule: messenger RNA, 2885 nt
Organism: Ostrinia nubilalis (European corn borer)
Lineage: Eukaryota; Metazoa; Arthropoda; Insecta; Lepidoptera; Crambidae
Gene: Mcm5
Product: DNA replication licensing factor Mcm5
Exons: 14
Coding region: 96-2285 (729 amino acids)
Biological process (GO): DNA replication; double-strand break repair via break-induced replication; DNA replication initiation
Cellular component (GO): MCM complex; nucleus
Molecular function (GO): ATP binding; single-stranded DNA binding; 3'-5' DNA helicase activity
Source: RefSeq, a predicted model, not a curated record